Molecule: messenger RNA, 2307 nt
Organism: Trypanosoma conorhini
Lineage: Eukaryota; Euglenozoa; Kinetoplastea; Trypanosomatida; Trypanosomatidae
Product: crooked neck
Exons: 1
Coding region: 1-2307 (768 amino acids)
Biological process (GO): spliceosomal complex assembly; mRNA splicing, via spliceosome
Cellular component (GO): post-mRNA release spliceosomal complex; Prp19 complex; precatalytic spliceosome
Molecular function (GO): protein binding
Source: RefSeq, a predicted model, not a curated record
AUGAAGCGGCGCCGGCACGAAAGGGAGGACAUGGGGCCAGCGGCCGCUGCACUGCGUCGGCGUUCUGUGUUUCGUGACGCCCGCGCCUCGACGGCGCAGCUCACUGCCGCGCAGCUGAUUGCGGACGCCCAGGAGAUGCAGCGCGGGGCCGGUCCCGUCAACGAUAGUACACGGGUCGUGAUUAACAGCCGGGAGGAGCUUGCCCUGUACCGCCAAAAGACGCGAGCCGAACUAGAGGAACGAGUGAAGCGGGGCUACGCUUUCCUCGGUAACUGGGUGAAGUACGCUCGCUGGGAAGCACAGCAAAAGGAUUUUGAGCGCAUGCGUAGCGUGUUGGAGCGUGCUGUUAAGUUUCACGGGACCUCCCCUGUUUUGUGGCGUGACUACGCCGAGCUGGAGGAGGAGCACGGAUUUGUCAACCACGCGCGGGCGGUGUGGGACCGCGGGGUGACAGCGUUGCCUGCUUCCACGGAUCUUUGGUUGAAGUAUCUCGUGCUUGAGCAGGCUGCUGGACAGGAAAGCAGAGUGCGUGACGUGUUCAACCGCUGGCUCUCGGGCCCCACCCCGCCUACGUGCGCCUGGGAGUUGUUUGCGCUUUUUGAGGCGCAGUGCCAAAGGACAGACGCUUGUAGAAGCGUUAUUCGUCGCUACGUUGAAGCGCACGGUACUGUGGAGACGUGGUUGUUUUAUGGUUCCACCGAGCUGGAUGUGCUUGGAAACGCGGACCGCGCAGUGAAGGUCUACGAGACGGCGAUGGAGGCCCUUCCGAAGGCCUACACAAAUGGUGAGGUAGACUGCCGCAUCCCACUUGCAUGGGCCGACGCUCUUACGGCGACGAAAAAGUUCGAGGCAGCACGACAGGUGUACCACCGUAUGCUGCGGGAGUGUGCCUCAGUCAGUGCCCUGGACAAUAUUUUUGCGGCGUAUAGUCAUUUUGAGCGGUUUUAUGGGGACAACGAAAACUGUGAGGCCGUGGCGGUUGCGGUGGCCAAGGCGAUGUAUAAGCAGCGUAUUACUCGAAACCCCUACGACUUUGAUGCGUGCGUGUCACAGUAUCUUAUACUGCGAGACGCAGUCCAGCAUAGCAGCGACGAUGACGCGAGAGGAGAGAAUUCAAGUGAAGAGGCGUUGAUGUGCCUCACCUCUGCCGUCCGGACCCACGUUGAUGGGGACAAAGAUCCAGCAGCAGUGCAACAACAGGCCGUUAUCGUGAUGGAGUACGCACGCCUCAUGGAGGCGCGCGACCUCACCGCAGCACGUGCAGCGCUGGCGAGUUGCAUUAAAGAGUUUCCCUUCCAGAGGGCGUGGUGCCCUCGCCUCUGGAUGGAGGCGGCCGCGCUUGAGCAGCGGCAUGGGGCAUACCCCCAGGCUCGCAGGCUUUUGGGGGCCGCGCUGAACCUCUCGGCCUGUCCGGAGGUGUUCACUGCGGCAUUGCGGCUUGAGGAGCAAGCUUGCGUAGCGGGCGAAUUGAGCCGUGAGGAUCGGGUGCAGCGGAGUCGGACCAUUUUCCAGACCGCGAUCAAGCAAUUCCCACACGACUUCACUCUCUGGGAGGGGUACGCCAAGAUGGAAGAGAAGGAGGAGCAGUUUCACCGUUCCGAUGCACUGCGAGCCGCGUGCAUCCACUCCUUGUCCGCAGCGGCACGGGCCGCUUCCUCGAUGGCGGAUCGCUACAGAAUGUUAGAAAAGGUGGAUCAGGCCUGGGCCCGACGGCUGGCUUUGAAGCGUCGACUUCUGCGCACUCUACAGAAGGCGUCGCAGGAUGUUGGCGCAAGCGAGGAGGAGUCGACAAGGAGAGAGAAGAAUGCCCUCCUGCAGCUCUACCGUGAGUUGUUGGACUCUGUCUGGGAGGAGUACACGUACGAGGCGCUUGAGUGGAAGCGAAAGACCACGGCGACGGGAGGGAUUCUGUCUCCGCCCCCAGAACGCAUGCCGGAUGUUUUAGCGCCCGCCCUCGCACGCUGGGGUGAGGCGGUGGGGGCUGUUGCAAAUUUUGCUCUUGUGGCCACGCAACGCGCAGGAGAAUACGAGGCGUCUUCUGUAGAUUGGAUGCGCACCGCCUUCCGUGAGAUGCUGGAGCGGGAGCGGCCCGAGAUGCUCCGGAAGCUUGGAGGAUUUGAUGAUAGCGCGAGCUACGACGCCGUGCAGCAGGUAAAGUUGUGGGGGGAAUUCCUAGUGUCUCCCAUCGUAACGGAGUGGAGGCGGUUUGAGGCGACCUACGCCACGCCGGCGGAAUUGGAGGCCGUGCAGGCACUCAUGAAGCCGACUAAGCGCCGCACGCGUCUCUUCGCUGGGCGGAGGCUGUAA